UGCGGAUACGUAGAAGCCUUUCACUACAAGAUCAAACGGAGGUUAAUAGGUUCGAAGAGUCAAGGAGCACGGUGCUGUGGCGUAGGCUAGGGAAGAAAAAAGUGAUUUCAAGGAGUCACUUCAGUCGAAAGACAAGGUUUCAUUUUUAUUUUACAAGAAAUUGAAGUAUUAUCAUACAAGAGGUGUAGUUUCAAGAGUUGGUUAGAGCUUCAGUAAAAGACUCUGCGACAUCAUUGUGUUCAGUAUGCGUGAUAAAAUGGGUCUAAACUGAAUGUAUAUGGUAUAAGCAGAAAAUGAAAAGUUUUAUUUUUGAUGACUGAUUGAAAUUCAUAGUAAAAUACUGAAGAAAUAGCUAUGCCACCAUAUAAAAUAUUACCCUCCCUGACUGACAUAUGUACUGAACAAGUGUUGAUCAUGCUCUAUAACAGCAUUAGUGUCAGUGCAACACCCAAGGGACGUAAACAACAACAUGAAUAUGUUUCUUCAACUCUGAAUUCAAACAUUCGGCAGCAUCUAAUCAAUAUUAUAUUCCAACAACCCUUGCAUAAGAAAACUUUCACUGGCAAAUGUUUUCUUCUGGAGAUGCUAGGGGACCGUAGUACUCAAACCAUUGACUUUACCCAAGUAGGAAGCGUUUAUAUUGAUGAAGUGUGGCACUUUUACCGCACUCUCACUAUUGGCUUAAUGACCAACCUUACCAAGCUUGGGCUGGCCUGCAAUCUAAGGAAAUUGAGUGAUAAGAAAUAUCUUCUAGAUGUUAAUAAUACUCUUUAUCGUGUCAUCAGCCAAAUGAAAAACUUGCGAUGGGUCACACUGAUUGGGGUGGGAGAUGGGACAUUGCUGGAGAGUCUGGGUACAAAUUGUAUUCACCUUGAAUACCUCAAUGUCAAUGAAUCUUUUAGAGUAAAUGAUGAAGCAAUUGCCAGUCUUCUGCUGAAAGAUCCAGAGCUUGCACAGGGUCAGAGUGAAGAUACCCUCUGCCUCCAAGACAUCCAGACAAAUCCUUGUGCAUUGAAUCUCAAGAUGGUAGGUGUCAGUGCAACCAGUGUCAGUUUAACAGGUGUUUUGGUCCUUCUUCACUAUGUCCCCAAGCUUAAGUCACUUGGAGGCCCUAUUCAAGCUGGGUCUGUGAGCAGUAUUCUUGAGCAUCUAAGCCCAGAAGAUGGGAGCAAGGUUUUGAAGCUGAAUGAAGUAUGGGAGACAAGAAUUCUUCCUUAUCAAGCAUCUCUCUUGAGUAUGAUGUGUCCAAACCUCAUUUGCCUCACUUGUGAUGUGUCUUCACUUGACUCUUUGUACAUCAUCAAUUCCAUUUCAGCUCUCACCCUCAAACUCUACUUCCGAAACUGUGUCAUUGAUACCUACAACUACCUCUUAGGCAGUGGCCAGAUCCUCAAAAAACUUAUUUUUGUGGACCAUAUCAAUUGUGGUUUAGAUCUGUCAUGGCUGGUUGAACUUACCCCAAACUUGGAGCACCUGGAGGCCACACUUACCAGGGAGGAUGAGGGUGAAGUAGCAAAAUGGCAUUUCCUGAGGGUUGCUAAAGUCACUGUGCAGUCUUCUAAAGUCACACUUGCAUUGUUGACACAUGCACCAGCAUUAACAGACCUGGACAUUACAUUUGUAAUGGAACCUUAUAAGGAGACCUUUGAAUGCAUCAAUGAUGACUUGAUUAUCAAAGCAUUGAUUAACGGUGGUCUUACACAACUACAGAAACUGCAUAUCAAUGAAUGUGCUUUAAGCAUGAAGGGCAUAGUGUCCCUCAUCCUGCACUGCCCAAAUUUGACAUACUUGGCACCUCUUGGAUUUUGGCAUGGUGUAAGCCCUCAGAGCAUUUAUGUGCUUUGCAAGCGAAUAAAAGAAAGGAACUGGAAGCUCAGAAUUGUUAAGCAUGUUGAUUGGGAAGAUGAACAAGAGUCUUAUGAACAUUAUGAUACUUUAUAUCAGUUGGCAGCCUGUACCUCUUCCGGGGGUUCAUAGUAAUUGUGAUAAUUGCUGCUAAGUGUAGAGGCCAAUUGUACUUGCUGUAGUGAGUAAUGAGCUAAGGAGAUUAUGAUAAAGAACUGUCUGCGGUGGAGAUUUUAUCAGUUGCUGCUCUCUCGUCUUUUCUCUUCUCUUCCCUCUUUUUUUUUUUUCAUUUUUUUCUCUUUCCUCUUGUCUUGUCUUCUCUUCUCUCUGAUCCUCCCUUUCUUCCUUUUCCCAAUCUCCUACUCCUCCCUUACUUACCCCCUUCCUUCCUUUUUGUGCCUAUUAUAUGUCAAUUUUGAUAUUUUAUUUACUGCCAUUUUUACCUAUUAUACGUUUAUUAUCUGCCAUUUUUACGUACUAUAUAUUAUUUACUGCCAUUUUUACCUCUGAUAUUUCAGUUUUGAUAUUUUAUAUUCUGCAAAUUGGUAGAAGUUGAAGUAGAUAGAUGUAGUAUCUGAAUUAGUUUUUUUCACAGAACAGUAAAUCAAAAUCUACAAGUGCAUUUGUUGCCAUGAUUUGAAUGUAAAUUGAGCAAACACAUUGAGUAAAGUAUUUUUGUAAACAAUUCUUAACAUAUUUUACUUUAUGAUGAUUAGAAGUAAAAAAAUUGCAAAAGACCUUUGUAAAGAUGUUUUAGUUCUUUUAGCUUUGGUUUAAUUGUUUCAUAAUGCUUUUUAAUUUGAAAAAAAGUAAAAAAAAGAAGUGGAAAGGCCACUAUAUUGAAACAUUGUUGUAAUAAUAGUAGUAAUAGUACUUAAAAAUAGGGUUAUUUUCUAGGGAGUGUAACUGUUGAAUGUUUAAUGUAGAGAAUUUAAGUUCUAUGAUUUAUAUGUGUUUAAUAAUUUUAAUGUCAUUGCCUUCAAGCUUGAUGUAAAUAGGCAAAAUUCAAGAUGAUAUAUAAAAAAGAAAUAUUGGUUUUAUUUUUAGAAAAUGGUUACUGCAAUAUUUACUGUUUUCCUUUGCUUCUUUUAUUUAUAUUGUAUUUAACCAACUUUAUUUAUUAUUCUUACGUCAGUAUAUCAUGUCUAAGAUUUUAACAUUUUAAGAAAAUUCAUUGUAGAAAAUAAAUGAUGAUACUUGAUUCUUCAUUAAGAACACCAUAAUAACCUUUUAUUGAAACUGGAAUGUUAUGUACAGCAUAUUUAUUUACAAAUAUGUUCUCAGAGUCGUUGUUAUUGACUCCAAGGGCUUGAUAGACCAUCCAAGAGGGUUCUUGCAGGCUUAUAAAGGUCCAUGCCUGCUUUUCAUUUUCUAAAAACCCAUUUACAUAGGGAGUGAAAGUAUGUGUGACCACGCUGUCUAGACAGUCACACAGAUUUCCCACUCUCUUACACAUAAUCAUUUAUACACAACCUAAAAAAGUGUGUGAAAGUGAGUGACUGUGUGAUAGCAAAGUUCCAGUGAAAACCUCUGAUUUUGAUUCUAUAAUGAUAUGCAUAUUUGGAGUAAUUUAUCUAAAACUAUAGUGUAUAAAAUGACUGUCUAUUUAAAUUAUAUGCUUUGGGGUCAGUGGAAAUUUUGAAACUGUAUUGGAGGGUUGACGGACUGAAAUUAAUGUAAGAUAAUAGGGGAACUGAGAACUCUUGCAUACUUUUCAUACAUUUUUAUUUACUUAUUCUUAUUACAGGCAAUAAUUUCUAUCUCUCAUUCUCCAAUGUUAACAUUUUCAGAUAUGAGAUCUAUUUUACA
This is a messenger RNA of Penaeus indicus, 3654 nucleotides long. RefSeq lists its product as uncharacterized. Bases 355 to 1977 code for a protein of 540 amino acids. The record is from RefSeq and is a predicted model, not a curated record. The transcript has 3 exons. NCBI's taxonomy places the organism in Eukaryota, Metazoa, Arthropoda, Malacostraca, Decapoda, Penaeidae.